This is a messenger RNA of Erpetoichthys calabaricus (reedfish), 1605 nucleotides long. It is a transcript of the gene psmc6, whose product is annotated as proteasome 26S subunit, ATPase 6. Bases 67 to 1236 code for a protein of 389 amino acids. Lineage: Eukaryota; Metazoa; Chordata; Cladistia; Polypteriformes; Polypteridae. Gene Ontology annotation, molecular function: proteasome-activating activity; ATP binding; ATP hydrolysis activity. The record is from RefSeq and is a predicted model, not a curated record. Gene Ontology annotation, cellular component: cytosolic proteasome complex; proteasome regulatory particle, base subcomplex. The transcript has 14 exons. Gene Ontology annotation, biological process: positive regulation of RNA polymerase II transcription preinitiation complex assembly.
AACACUGACGUAGCGAUGAGUUCUAUCCCAGAAUUCGUAGGGCGCGCGUGAGCUGAGUUGUGCAUCAUGGCUGACCCCCGAGAAAAAGCUUUACAGGACUACAGGAAAAAGUUGCUGGAGCAUAAGGAGAUUGACGGGAGGCUCAAAGAGUUGAGAGAACAGUUGAAAGAGCUGACAAAACAGUAUGAAAAAUCAGAAAAUGACCUGAAAGCUUUACAAAGUGUUGGGCAGAUUGUUGGAGAGGUUUUGAAGCAACUGACAGAGGAAAAGUUUAUUGUUAAAGCAACAAAUGGUCCUCGUUAUGUUGUUGGCUGUCGUCGACAGCUUGACAAGUCAAAGCUGAAACCUGGCACCAGAGUGGCCCUGGAUAUGACAACUUUGACAAUAAUGAGGUAUUUGCCUAGAGAAGUAGAUCCACUAGUCUACAAUAUGUCUCAUGAAGACCCUGGCAGUGUUUCAUACUCCGAGAUUGGAGGAUUGUCAGAGCAGAUUAGAGAACUGAGAGAGGUUAUUGAGCUUCCUCUAACAAACCCAGAGCUUUUCCAACGUGUAGGAAUAAUUCCUCCAAAAGGAUGUUUGCUCUAUGGUCCUCCAGGUACGGGGAAAACACUGCUAGCCAGAGCUGUGGCUAGUCAAUUAGACUGCAAUUUCUUAAAGGUCGUGUCCAGUUCCAUUGUUGAUAAAUACAUUGGAGAAAGUGCACGGCUGAUCAGAGAAAUGUUUAACUAUGCAAGAGAUCACCAACCAUGUAUUAUUUUUAUGGAUGAAAUUGAUGCAAUUGGUGGUCGGCGCUUUUCUGAAGGUACUUCAGCUGACAGAGAGAUACAGCGGACUCUGAUGGAGUUGCUGAACCAGAUGGAUGGUUUUGAUACCCUUCACAGAGUGAAAAUGAUCAUGGCAACUAAUCGACCUGAUACUUUGGAUCCUGCACUUUUACGUCCAGGCCGACUUGAUCGCAAGAUUCACAUUGAGCUGCCCAAUGAACAAGCCCGUCUUGAUAUCUUGAAAAUUCAUUCCGGACCUAUCACAAAGCAUGGAGAAAUAGAUUACGAAGCCAUUGUGAAACUGUCUGAUGGGUUUAAUGGUGCUGACCUAAGAAAUGUAUGCACAGAAGCAGGCAUGUUUGCAAUCCGUGCAGACCAUGAGUAUGUGACACAAGAAGACUUCAUGAAAGCUGUUCGCAAGGUGGCAGACUCUAAAAAGCUAGAGUCUAAACUAGACUACAAACCUGUAUAACACCUGUCAUUCCACUGUGAUAUCGGGGCAUGCUGUACCACUUUGAUUAAAACAAAAAAAAAAAAAAGUAAAGUUUGCUUCACACCUUUAUAAAUGUAUUCAUUUACAUUAUAGCAAACUACUUGCCUUGGUACAAAAAGAUAAUAUUCAGAAAUGUUUUGUAGUAUAAUGAUCCACAUUUUUGGUUUUGGCUCUUGGCAGUAAAAGCCAUAAAUGUCUUGAAAUGUUUUCACUGUAGCAUGUAUUUUCAUUCUUUGUUUCUAUCAGUCUUAUUAUCAAGUGUCCUCAGUAAAGACUUUGAUAAUAUGGUUUUACGAUUCUUUGGGUUUGCCCACAUCCAAAGACUCAAAUAAAAAUGUUCAAAGGAAA